AGUCAUACCACUGUUUGUACUCAGAGCUAGCAUGGAACUGCCUCGUGUCUUCUAUCAGAAUGAAGGCCCUGUUGGGGCUGGCCUACACAGUGAAUCAAUGCGCGGCUGUCUUGAGAUCCACAAGCAAGCAACGCAGCUCUGCCUGGAUGCUAUCGAUGCGGUUCCAUUCCCCGGUAGAGGGAGCUUCCUGCUCGCAGACUUCGCCGCUGCUGAUGGAGGGAAUUCUAUGGCACUCUUUAAACUCCUCAUCGAUUCCAUCAGGAAGAAGCACGGAGAAGACUUCGACAUUGAGGUAGUUUAUGAUGGAUCAACUUCAACGACUGGACGUCGCUGUUCUACGGUCCGCAAGGUUACCGUAGAGAUUAUAUUACAGAUUAAUGCAAUAAACAUGGCAUAUUGA
Priapulus caudatus is the source of this 400-nucleotide messenger RNA. RefSeq lists its product as uncharacterized. Bases 32 to 400 code for a protein of 122 amino acids. Lineage: Eukaryota; Metazoa; Priapulida; Priapulimorpha; Priapulimorphida; Priapulidae. The record is from RefSeq and is a predicted model, not a curated record. The transcript is spliced from 3 exons.